AGAGCUGCAUGGGGAGACGCCGCUGCAGGUCCGGUUUCUCGGUGUCUGGUCGGUGCCAUCAUUUUCCUGCCCCUCCCCCGUCCUCCCCAAGCUGGCCACUUCCCCUCCCCCUCCCCCUCCCCACCGAGGGGGCAGGGGGCUGGGCACGGAGUCUCUAUGAUGAUGCCAUGUGCGGUGUCUGUGCCGGGCGGCAGGGACUGGGGCGGCAGCGAGAGGAGGCAGUGGAGCCAGGAGAGCGGUGGUGACCGCUGACCGCUUGCCCGGCUGCUCCUCCGCUCCCUCCCGCCCACCUCCUUCCUUUGGGGCUGGUACUCAGACCCACCCCCACCCCCUCCCCGCCUCCUCGGGCCCUCCCAGCCUCUCACGUAAGCCUCCCCUCCCCACCUGCCUGGUGGCUCCCUCCCCUCCCCCAUCCGCAUCCUCCUCCUCCUGUCCCCUCUUCCUCUCUGUCCCUCACCAAGCCAUCCCCUCUUUGCCUCUCCCCAUCCCUCGCUGGCCUGCUCCUGCUCCCCUUCUCCCAUCCUCCCCUCCCCCGUCUCUGCCCAGCCAGCCCCCUCCCGACUCCCCAGUUUCAUCGGACUCCCUGGCCCCAUCCCGUCCCCGCCCUGGCCCCUUUGUGCCCCUUCUCAUCGUUUUCUCCCUCCUUCCCGGGCUUGGCGUCCCUUCUCCACCCCUAACUCCUUCCACUCGGCCUCCCUGCCCCUUCACGGCCCGCCUGCCUCCCUGCCCAAGUCCUGAGCCACCAUGCUGACCCCGAUGGUGGCCGGGGGGGUGGUGUUCCCCGGACUCUUCCUCCUCUCCAAGAACACGCUCCAGCGGCUGCCCCAGCUACGCUGGGAGGAGGCCGACGCAGUCAUUGUCUCAGCCAGGGCCAGCAUGCGGCGAAGACAUUCCUAUAAGACAUUAGGGACUGAGGCCAGGGCCAGACAGCUAGGUGUCAUUCAGGGCUGGUGUCCUCUGUCCAGGCCAUCAUGGCCUCCACUGCCGGCUACAUCGUCUCCACCUCCUGCAAGCACAUCAUUGAUGACCAACACUGGCUGUCCUCUGCCUACACGCAAUUUGCUGUGCCCUACUUCAUCUACGACAUCUACGCCAUGUUCCUCUGUCACUGGCACAAGCACCAGGUCAAAGGGCAUGGAGGGGACGACGGAGCGGCCAGAGCCCCGGGCAGCACGUGGGCCAUAGCGCGUGGCUACCUGCACAAGGAGUUCCUCAUGGUGCUCCACCAUGCCGCCAUGGUGCUGGUGUGCUUCCCACUCUCAGUGGUGUGGCGACAGGGUAAGGGAGACUUCUUUCUGGGUUGCAUGUUGAUGGCAGAGGUCAGCACGCCCUUCGUCUGCCUUGGCAAGAUCCUCAUCCAGUACAAGCAGCAGCACACACUGCUGCACAAGGUGAACGGGGCCCUGAUGCUGCUCAGCUUCCUCUGCUGCCGGGUGCUGCUCUUUCCCUACCUGUACUGGGCCUACGGGCGCCAUGCCGGCCUGCCCCUGCUGGCCGUGCCCCUGGCCAUCCCUGCCCACGUCAACCUGGGCGCUGCGCUGCUCCUGGCCCCUCAGCUCUACUGGUUCUUCCUCAUCUGCCGUGGGGCCUGCCGCCUCUUCUGGCCCCGCUCCCGGCCGCCCCCGGCCUGCCAGGCCCAGGACUGAGGCCGGGGGCCGGGACCCUCCCCCUCCCCACCCCCACCCCCGUGGAGACAGGGCUCUGGGGCUGAUGGCUGGGGUUGGGAGCCAGGGUCCUCUUGCCCGGACAACCCCAGGACUGACGAUGACCCCGAAAGGGAAGAGGCCCCAUCUCUCGGGGACUGAGGGGGUGGAGAGAGGGGACCUCUUCCCCCUACUCUGCCCCCUUCCUGCACACCCUUGCGCUGGAGGAGGGGAGGGGGCACCGCCUCCCACCCACUGAGGGCAGGAGGGCUUGUGGGGAGGGACACCAACAGGGUUUCAAGGGGACCAGGAGUCAGAAUGUGGGGAGACGCCUCUGCCAAGGCCAUCCCAGCCCCUAUGCUGCCAUCCCCCAGGGCUCCCCAUCACCCGAGAGGAGAGGACGCCCCAACUAACCCCCGCUGGCCCUCGGGCCUCCCGAGUGGCCGGCUGCAACCACGGCUCCUCUCCAGGGUAGGCCAGCUUGAGGAAUCUUAUUUAUUUUAUUUAUUUACCCAAAUUUGAACUAGUCUGUUGGGUUGGGGGAAGGAGGUGGCUGCUACCCCCAAGCCUUCCCAGUGCUGACAACCCCGGGGGCAGGCGAGGGCGCCCAGUCCCUCACCAUCGGCUGCACAUCGCGCCCUCGGGCCCUGCCAUGUCCCUGGUGCUACUGACCUCUCAAGGCUUCCUCCAAUCUGGGGUCGGGGGACCCUGGGAGGUGCUUUACAGACCGCUAAUAAAAGACGAUCUGCGUGAACGCCA
Messenger RNA from Homo sapiens (human), 2402 nucleotides. It is a transcript of the gene TLCD3B, whose product is annotated as TLC domain containing 3B. Gene Ontology annotation, cellular component: endoplasmic reticulum membrane; membrane; Golgi membrane. Bases 972 to 1646 code for a protein of 224 amino acids. Gene Ontology annotation, molecular function: sphingosine N-acyltransferase activity. The transcript has 6 exons. The record is from RefSeq and is a predicted model, not a curated record. Lineage: Eukaryota; Metazoa; Chordata; Mammalia; Primates; Hominidae.